GCGGCGGCGGCAGGUGCUGCGGGGCGGGAGGAUGGCAGCGGGGGACGCGGAGCAAGUGCGGUACUGCGGCCGGCUGUCCUACCUCUGCCUCAAGAUCACCCUCAUCGUCUACGCUACCACGUUCUGGGUGAUUGGAGCCCUUGUCCUCGCAGUUGGGAUUUAUGCAGAAGUUGAAAGACAGAAGUACAAAACUCUAGAAAGUGCCUUUCUAGCCCCAGCAAUUAUUUUAAUUCUUUUGGGAAUUAUAAUGUUCCUGGUAUCUUUUGUGGGUGUAUUGGCCUCUUUAAGAGACAAUUUAUGCCUUCUUCAAGCAUUCAUGUACAUUCUUGGUAUCUGCUUGCUGAUUGAGCUGACUGGUGGGGUGGUGGCCCUGAUCUUCAGAAACCAGACAAUCAAGUUUUUGAAUGAUAAUAUUAGAAGAGGAAUUGAGAAUUACUAUGAUGACUUAGACUUCAAGAACAUCAUGGAUUCUGUUCAAAAGCAGUUUAAAUGCUGUGGAGGGGAAGAUUAUAGAGAUUGGUCCCAAAACGUGUACCACAGCUGUGCGGCGCCGGGGCCGCUGGCCUGCGGGGUGCCCUACACUUGCUGUGUCACAAAUAAGACAGGCAUUAUCAACACGAUGUGUGGGUACAAAACCAUUGACCAAGAGCGCUUGAGCGUGCAGCACGUUAUCUAUGUCCGAGGAUGCACGAAUGCAGUGCUUAUUUGGUUUCUGGACAACUACAGCAUCAUGGCUGGUGUGCUGCUUGGCAUAUUGCUGCCCCAGUUCCUGGGGGUGUUGUUAUCCUUGCUUUACAUAACUCGGGUGGAAGACAUCAUCACCGAGCACAAGCUCAGCGAGAGACUGUUUGAAGAAGCAGGGCAGAGAUCUGCCCCUGACUUUGCAGGAGCUGGCUGCUGCAUGUGCUACCCGGGCUGACUUUGGAAACCUCAAAUAGGGUUAAAAACAAGAAGGCACAGCCACCUGUCCUGGUUUGUGCUGGCUGUUACAGACUGCGGUUGCAAAUAGUGGUGGUGGGUUGGCAGCGCCGAUAAUCCCACAGCCUCGUCGCUCUCGGUGUGUCUGCAGCCGAAACCACAGCUGAGUGAUACUACUGAUCUACGCACACCUCCUUUAGCAGGAGGUUGGACUAGAUGAUCUCUAGAGGUCCUUUCCAACCUCUGCUAUUCUGUGAUUGUGUGAUACGCAGCUGGGAAAACUGAGAAGAUUGAAAAGUAGGUUUGUAGGAGGAGCCUUUGCGCCUUUGGGAUAUCGUAUUGAAAUGUUUGUCCUUUCCCACUCGAUUUUCUUACUUCUUCCAAGAAAAAGGUUUCUUAGCAAUCGACAUGGUGACUAUUAAACAUGUGUUUAAUAAAGUUUUUCUGCUAAUCUCGAUGAAUUUACUGACAAUAAUGGAUGUGAUGCUGAACACUUUCAUUGCUCAGUCUUUGUGCCUUCUAAUAAUGGGGGGAAUGCCAGUGUUGAAUCAGUCAGGUAAUGCUUGAUAUAUUUUUAAUGCAAUUUGUUACUGUCUGGCUUUUUUAUCAGCUUACAAGGUGUCUGAUUCUUGUAUGUACUGUAUAUUUCCUCUUUAGUAAAUUAACUAGGUGAUUUAUGAUUUUAUUUUUGGAGUUCUGUAUGUUGAGAUGUUUUAUUCUUGUCAAAAUAAAAUCAAGGAGUUG
This is a messenger RNA of Colius striatus (speckled mousebird), 1662 nucleotides long. RefSeq names its product tetraspanin 15 (gene TSPAN15). Gene Ontology annotation, cellular component: membrane. Lineage: Eukaryota; Metazoa; Chordata; Aves; Coliiformes; Coliidae. The record is from RefSeq and is a predicted model, not a curated record. The transcript has 8 exons. Bases 32 to 919 code for a protein of 295 amino acids.